This is a messenger RNA of Camarhynchus parvulus, 2812 nucleotides long. RefSeq names its product RAB8B, member RAS oncogene family (gene RAB8B). Gene Ontology annotation, molecular function: GTP binding; GTPase activity. The coding region runs from base 78 to 701 and encodes 207 amino acids. Lineage: Eukaryota; Metazoa; Chordata; Aves; Passeriformes; Thraupidae. Gene Ontology annotation, cellular component: trans-Golgi network transport vesicle; endosome; synaptic vesicle. The record is from RefSeq and is a predicted model, not a curated record. The transcript is spliced from 8 exons. Gene Ontology annotation, biological process: Golgi vesicle fusion to target membrane; regulation of exocytosis; protein secretion.
UCCCGCCGGAGUCCCGCCCUCCUUCCGUCCCGCGUUCGCCCCCUCCUGCUGCGGCGGCGAGCCGAGCCCAGGCGAAGAUGGCGAAGACUUACGACUAUCUGUUCAAGCUGCUGCUGAUCGGGGACUCGGGCGUGGGCAAGACCUGCCUGCUCUUCCGCUUCAGCGAGGACGCCUUCAACACCACGUUCAUCUCCACCAUCGGAAUCGACUUUAAAAUCAGAACAAUAGAAUUAGAUGGAAAGAAAAUCAAGCUACAAAUAUGGGACACAGCAGGCCAGGAGAGAUUCCGCACAAUCACCACAGCUUACUACAGAGGAGCCAUGGGAAUUAUGCUGGUGUAUGACAUCACAAAUGAAAAGUCUUUUGACAACAUAAAAAAUUGGAUAAGAAACAUAGAAGAGCAUGCCUCUUCAGAUGUAGAAAGAAUGAUCUUGGGUAACAAAUGUGAUAUGAAUGAAAAAAGACAAGUCUCAAAAGAAAAAGGGGAGAAGUUAGCAAUUGAUUACGGAAUCAAAUUUUUGGAGACAAGUGCAAAAUCCAGCAUAAAUGUGGAAGAGGCGUUUUUCACACUUGCACGAGACAUUAUGACAAAGCUCAACAGAAAAAUGAAUGACAACAGUUCAUCGGGGGCAGGUGGGCCAGUAAAAAUAACAGAAAAUCGAUCUAAGAAGAGCAGCUUCUUUCGAUGCACGCUACUUUGAUGAACUUCUAAUGAUAAGACUGCAGCACACUUAGAACCUUUUCUGCUUCUUUGAAAGCACAGGGUCACAAAGCCUCAGAAAUAAUACCACCAAGCUGCUGCUGAGAGCUCCAUUGAACGUAGACUGCGAUACACAAAUACCAAGUGGAUUUUGCUCACUAAGCCUAUUGACCUGUCAGGCUCUUCUUUCUCAGAUAUGGAAGCUAUGAAGUGGAGACACAAAUGCAAGAUUUAACUUGUUUUCCUUUUUUACUUUCUGUUUUAUUGCCUGUUGCAAAAGCUGCUAUGUUUCUUUUAACUUUGCACAUCCAUAUUGGCCUCUUACUGCCUGUUACAGCACAAUCUUACAUUUGUAUUUGCACAGUUUGACUUGUAAGUAAGAUUCUUAACAGAUUUGUGCACAGUUUUAUUUCUCUUUUUAAACAAAUUUAUUUUCAAGCAGAAGAGCCAGGGGAAAAAUUGUCUCAUUUCCAUUAUUUUCUAUGCUGUAUACUCGUGGCCAUGCAGUAUGGAUGUUGUUGCUCUAGUGAUGAGAAUUACUGUAACAAUUGGCAUUUAACAAAUUUGUCCAGAUUUUGUCUCUUAGAUGCACAAAUCUGUUUAUGCAGAAGCUGUGGCUUCUAUUGUGAAUGUAGUAUGCUUUUCUUUCUUUACCAGACUUAGCAAAGUUGUGUUCUGAAUUGCCAGUCACUGUCUGAUUCACAGAUGCACCUUUCAGUUAUUUGAAUAAACACAGUGUCUUUCCUCACCUAACUUCCCUUUGUUAGCUCAGACUGUCUGCUCCUUUUUUUGUUUCUGAUGAGGAAGCACACUCUGGAUUUGAAAUCAUCACCACAAAUUGGCCUCAUCACUAUCACUUAAGUGGCUUGUGGAAGCUGAAUGCAUGAGUUUUGAGUAACCACUUUGUGGAUUCACUUGUUCAGAAAUGACUGCUUCUAAAGGUGACUUCCAUUUCUACUCUUAAUUCUAAGGAUAGUUUGUUAAUGUCUGUAAGCAUUGGUACUGAGGAAGCCUCUCAUUAGGGCUAUAAUGUACUCCUAGUUUGCAGUUAAUGCUGAAUGUGUGUCUUUGGUCUGCUCGAGCAGUUGUUUUUUCAUCACAAACUGGUACAGUGACCUAGACUGUUAGAAGCAGAGGUGAAACAUAGUUGCCUUUUUUUACUCAACCGAGCAUUGUAUAACCUAGUCUUUGUUCUACUACUUUUUUAUUGUCUUCUGAAAAAAUUUCCUCAAUGAGCAAUUAAAACAGGUGCUUUAGUUCUGUUGGUGUGCCAAACGUGGACCAUUGUAAGCUUUAACUCCAAGUUUGUGUCCAGCAUGUUUGCUGUCAGGGGAUGGGCGUGUUCUGUCAUUGUCAAAGGAAAUGUCUGACAUGCUUUUGCUUCACUUCUUGUCUGGAGUUGUAAACAGUGAGGUAGUUGUUAGCAGAGAACCGUUUUGUUGUGUCAGGUACUGAAUUUGUCAUCUCUGGGUCUGUUUGAAAUAGUUUGAAAGCAAGCAGGCCAAUAGCAUUAGAUGUAAAGCUUUUGAUUUUAAAGGGUUUAUCCUUAGUAGCUGGUUCCAUAAAGUUUUAGGUGGUUAUCAGCCUGUCCCCACACGUAGUUUAAUAGAAGUAGUUCUUGUAACUAGAUGGUGGAUCUCAUAAACUGCUGUUGCUGCACUAGAACAGAGAAACCUUCAUGGCAACAAGGUUUAGUGAAAAAACAAAGCAACCCUAACUGCUCUGUUGUCUACCCUUGAUGUUUUUCUUGGACAGGCUAAAGCAGUUAUGUUUUCUGUAUGGUUAAAAAAAGUGCUUCUAUACAGAAAGUGUUGUGACACCAAUUAUGAAUGUUGUUUAUUUUCAGUAAUUUACCUCUGACUUACUUGGUGUCGUAAUACUUUGAUUUUUAUCUCAGGGGUUGUCUGCAAACCAAAACUGACAUGUUCUGUGUUUGGCACUGUUUACAGAAUGCUUUGUAUUGUUUUUCCUGUCUUCACUGUGUGGUUAAAUGUUCAUUCAAUAUUAGUCUCCAUGAACUUCCCUUUGAAAGAGCCUGUAAGUAGUAGAGUCUAUGAAGUGCUUCUUGAAGCAGCAGCGAAUUGGGGUAUCUGCUCUGUAUGGGGGAGGGUG